Messenger RNA from Camarhynchus parvulus, 1326 nucleotides. Its product is annotated as galanin receptor type 1-like. Gene Ontology annotation, cellular component: membrane. Gene Ontology annotation, molecular function: peptide binding; G protein-coupled receptor activity. The record is from RefSeq and is a predicted model, not a curated record. Gene Ontology annotation, biological process: neuropeptide signaling pathway. NCBI's taxonomy places the organism in Eukaryota, Metazoa, Chordata, Aves, Passeriformes, Thraupidae.
AUGGAUUCAUCCCCCCCAGAACCCAGGGUGCCCCCUGACCCUCUGCAGCUCUGGCAGGAGGAGAACCAGACCCAAGGCGGGCUCUGGAACGGCAGCCAGGAGCUGGGGUGGGAAGAGCUGGAGAAGAUGCUCUUCCUCUUUGCAAAGGAGCCAGUCACCAUCAGCCUCACAGUGAUGUACUUGCUGUCCUUUGUGGUGGGCUUCGUGGGCAACAUCAUGUCCAUCAGGGUGCUGACCCGCAAGCGCCGUCGCGUGUCCAGCCUGAGCGCCACCCGCAGCCUCCUCAUCAACCUGGCGGUGUGUGACCUCAUGGUGGUGUGCAUCUGCAUGCCCAUCACUGUGGGCAACCUCAUCUACAAAGCCUGGGUGUACGGGGACUUCCUCUGCCGGGCAGUGCCCUUCAUCCAGGCUGUUUCUGUCUCCGCCAGCGUCCUCAGCCUGACGGUCAUCAGCGUGAACCGGUACUACAGCGUACACAACCCGCUCAACGCCCGCUCCUUCUUCACCCAGAAGAGGAUCCUCAGCACCAUCCUGGUGGUGUGGUUGCUGUCCUCAGGGAUAUGCAUGCCCCUCAUCUUCAUGAACAAACGGGAUGAGAUUGGGGUGGUGGAGGGCUUGCCCCUGGUGUUUUCCAUCUGCAGGGAGAUCUGGCCUCAGGAGAGGCUCAAGCAAGCCUACAACUUUCUGCUCUUCUGUGCCCUGUACUGCCUGCCCGUGCUGUUCAACAUGGUGAUCUGCUUCCUCACGGUGAGGCGGCUGUGGAGCCGUAGCAGCCAGCUGAAGGAGAGCUCUGCCCUGAACCGAUCCCUGCCGGCCUCCAGGCUGAAGAUCCGCAGGAAGGUGGCACAGAUGGUGGUGGCCCUGGUGCUGCUCUUCGCCAUCUCUUGGCUGCCCGUCUACCUGAUGGACAUCUGGAUUGAUUUCAACAUCCCCAAGUCUUUGCAGGAUGUGACUCCUUCUCCUUGGAUCCUGCAGCUCAGGCCUUUUGCCCAGUGGCUCGGCCUCACCAAUUCCAGCCUCAACCCGAUAUGCUAUUGCUUUGUUGGGAACCUCUACAGAUCAGCCAAGGAAAUGAAGAGCAAAUACCACCAAAGGAUGGUCUCUCUCUUUAACUUCUCUCUGUCUGAAGGGACACAUCAUUCCUCAGUCCCAAAGCUGCUCUCUUACCGGAGUUCAGUAGAGCCUGCAAGGAAAGGACCCUCCAGCACCCCCUCCAUGGACAGGAGAUGUCAGGGAAGUCAUGGCCAUAAGAACAAGUGUGGACACUUGAACUCCUGCCAGCAUCCACCUCUGAAUACUGUCUCCAGUGAGAACACUUCCUUGUAA